Messenger RNA from Entamoeba dispar SAW760, 2949 nucleotides. RefSeq names its product serine/threonine protein kinase, putative. Gene Ontology annotation, biological process: peptidyl-serine phosphorylation; intracellular signal transduction. The record is from RefSeq and is a predicted model, not a curated record. Gene Ontology annotation, molecular function: protein serine/threonine kinase activity; phosphatidylinositol binding; ATP binding. NCBI's taxonomy places the organism in Eukaryota, Evosea, Mastigamoebida, Endamoebidae. Bases 1 to 2949 code for a protein of 982 amino acids. The transcript has a single exon.
AUGAGACAUAGUGAAACACCUCGAAAUACUAUCAUUAUUGCUCCAUUUGACCGUUCAAAUAAAACAAAAACUGCAACUCCAUCUGUUUCACCUGAUAAUACAUUAAGAGAACGAGUAAGUUGUGAUGUAAGAAGAGUUAAUCAAACAGCACUAAAUGUUAUUUCGAUUACGUUUCUAAAGUGUGAAUUACAAAUAGAUAUAUCGUCAAUAUUUUCUCCGGGAGUUGUUGGAAUGUAUUUUUUUAAUGUUCAAUAUGAUACACACACUAGUGCUAUUCAAAAAAGGUAUUCACAAUUUUAUUUCCUUGACAAUUAUCUCCAUAUGAAAUACCCUAAGAUUAAAUUACCAUCUUUACCUCCAAAAGAAAUUCUUCAUUCUGGUUCUCAUCCAGAUGUUAUUCAUAAAAGAUCAAAAGAAUUAUCUAAUUACUUAGAAAAUGUUGUUAAAUUACCUAAUAUUUUAAAUGAUAUGGUUGUUAUCGAAUGGUUUACACAACCUCCUGAUCAUCAUUUAAUUAGCUUUUCUAAACAAAAAAAAGCAGGAUAUGUAUUUAAAGAAAGUUCUGUCUUCAAACGAUGGAAGAAAAGGUAUUGUGUAUUAGCCUCUAAUGUCAUUGCAUUAUUUGAAAAUGCUAAAGACUUAUUAGUAUAUGAAGAUCCUAUUGAUGUGUAUUGUUUAAAAGGUUGUAAUGUUAAACCAGUAUUAGAUAAGGGGCCAAAUGUAAUGACAAUAUCUCGUAAUAAUUUAACUCUCUGUUGCCUAUAUGUUGAAAGUGAUGAUGACUUUCUUGGAUGGUUAAGUUCUAUCCAAGAUAGUACAUUAAUGAGGAGUAAGAUUUCUGAUCAACCCAUUAGAACAAAAUUAAAAAUAACUAACCAUUCAACAAAACCAAGAACUCGUCCAAUGUCUCCUUUAACAGUUGCUUCAGCAACAAUGAAACGAACAACUGAAACAAAAAGAUUUUCUAGAAUAUAUGAUAAUGAUGCAUCAAAUACUUAUAAAAACAUUAUUACUAUGAUCUAUGAACGAUUUAGAAAUGAAAUGAAUGAAAUCUUUCCAUAUUUCUUAGUUGACUGUAAAGAAAUCAAACCAGAACACUUUAGUUUCUUUGAGGAAUUACGGUCGUUACAACUAAAUGAUUUUCUUGAAGGAAAGAAAGUAGAGGAUAUGUUUCAAAAAUUAUUAGUGAUAAGUAAAGAAUAUACUACAUCAGCUAGUGUUCAAAGAAUUACUUGGGUGUAUAUUAAUAUUCAUAAAUUAUACAAACUUUAUUGUUUUGAAGGACACACUGCCAUUCAACAAUUACAAGAAAAACAAACAAUUCCAAGACUUAUUCCUACUUCAGCCAUUGACUCAUCUAAAUUACUUGUGUGUAGGUUAUGUGAACAUCAAUACAAACUUUCUCAAUUUUGUGAUCACACUAGGCUUUGUGAAGUUAUUACACGUGGAUAUCUCAAAGAAACGACUUGUUUACAAAGAAUAGAAAUGGUAAUGAAUUAUUUAAGAGAAUCUUAUCAAUGCCAAAUGGUUAAAGAUACUUUUAAAUAUACCCAGUUAACAGAAUUAGUUCCAAACUUUAAAACUCCAUUAAGUAUAGAUAAAUUACAAAAAAUUAUUGAAGCGAUAAGGACAUUAUGUGUUGAUGUUACUGAUAUUCCACUAUUAACGUUUGCUCGUGCUAUUGGAGAUUUACUAACAUCGUAUCAAAACUUACUUAAAGAAUAUGCUGAAAGCAAAGGGUCAAAGAAUUUAUGGAGUUUUAUUUCUGUUUUAUCAAGUAAAGGUAAUAAACAAGAAUUACUUCAACUAUCAACAGGAACAGCGGUUAGUGUAACUGAUUUUGAUAUUAUUAAGAAAUUCAGUGCAGGUGCAUAUAGCAGAAUUUAUCUUGUAAAAAAGAAAUCUACAGGAGAUGUUUAUGCUAUGAAAGUAAUGAAGAAAGAUGAUAUGAUUCGUAAAAAUGUAGUUGAUUCUGUAUUAGUUGAAAAGAAUUUCCUUUCAAAAGCACAUAAUAUUAGUGUUGUUAAAUUGUAUUAUGCUUUUCAAGAUGACAUUAAUUUAUAUCUUGUUAUGGAAUAUUGUCCAGGUGGAGAUCUUGCAACAUUAUUAGAACAUAUCGGAAGUUUUAAUGAGUAUGUUGCCCAUGUUUAUUCUGCAGAAAUAUUACUUUCUUUACAUUAUAUACAUGCACUAGGAUGUGUACAUAAAGAUAUUAAACCAGAUAAUAUAUUAAUUAAUCGUAAUGGACAUCUUGUAUUAACUGAUUUUGGCUUAUCUUCAUAUGGACUGGUUUCUCAAGAAACCGCUGGUAAGACUGGUAUUUUCUGUACUCCGGAUUAUGCAGCACCUGAAAUCUUAAUAUCUAACUCAUAUUCUUUUGCAAGCGAUUAUUUUGCUUUAGGUUGUAUGCUUUAUGAAUUUGUUGUAGGAUAUCCUCCUUUUAAUGCUUCAACCCCUGAAGCAAUCUUUAUGAAAAUUCAACAAGGAGUGUAUGAAUGGCCAGAAGAUGUUGAUGUGAGUGAUGAUUGUAAGGACUUAGUUUCAAAGUUGUUAUGUCCUGAACCAGAAAAGAGACCUGUUUUCAAACAAAUUGAAAACCAUCCGUUCUUUUCAGAUAUUCAUUGGGAUACAUUAUUCGAUGAGAGUAGAGAAGACAUAUUUGUUCCCCAAUUAGAUAGUGACAAUGAUACAGGAUAUUUUGAAGAUGAAAGAGGAAUGAAACAAAGCCAUAUGAAAAAAGAUGAUCUUAUAGGAAAACCAUUUAACAAAGAUAAAGAAAAAACUAAACGAAACAAAAAAAAUGAAGUUUCAAUUAAAAGAAAAGAAUCUCCUAUACCUGAUGGUGGAGAAUUUGGUAAUUUUGAUGUAAGAAAUAUUGACAAUUUGAUUGAAGAAAACAGAAAGUCAUAUGCAAAAGAAUUUGCUCGGUUUGAAAUGGAAGAUUUGUAA